UUUAAAUUUUGAAAAAUGUAUUUUUUUUUAUCUGUAUUAACGAGAUUUUUAGCCCUGGGCUAGUUCAUCUCGGGACCCACGUUUUACUUCCCUUCCGAAGGAAGAACUCACAUUUUGUGAGUUUGUUGGGAGUGGGAUUCGAUCCCAGGUCCUCGGCGUGAUAGUCAAGUGUUCUAACCAUCCAACCAGAUCCGCUCCACGAAAAAUGUAUUGAUUUUUUGAUUUUAUUUGGAAGAGCACCUUUUUCUGAGCCACUAUGAUUUUUUUUAGAUUUUUAGAACUUGAUUUUGGUACCAAAAAUCAUUUUCAAUGAGAUUUUUUUAAAUCACCUUUUGACAGCUGGGCAACCGUUUGACAGCUCCGCCCAGUACAAAAUGCGAUGAGGGGUGAUUCGACAAAUCGCUCCCAUACAAACUUCAAAUUGAUUUUUGAAUAGGUUCCCGGGCACCAAAAUUCAUGAAAAUUUGGAUUUCGGCUCAGUUUGACAUGCAGAUUCAGAAUAUCUAAUUAUCUCAACAUCGUUAAAGAAGCCAAUUCCAGAGAUAAUACAGAUCGUUGUUUUUCUCCCUUGAACGGUGGCUCAACACUGCAGUGCACUGGUCCUCUGCUAAAGCAAUUGUACUCAGCGUUCAUCCACGAAUACGUGCAGCUGGGACAUAUGAAGUCAGCCAUGAUUUGUGCCGGCUUGCUACUUGCCUCGUCACUACAUUGUCAUUGGCAGCUUCACGACCAAUCUCUGGCUGGUCUUUGUUGCAUAUUGCUCUGCCGAGAGUCAGUGUCAUAUUCUAGUUGACUAUGUUGCCAAGAGCGACUUAAUAACGAUUGUCUUGAGGUUCUGAACUCCCCAUUACAUACUUUUCAACUUACCUUUGGAACAUCUGCGGUUCCAUAUCUCGCAACUGAGAACCUACAGAAGCUUUCCGAAAAAGGUUUUGAAAAUUAUCUCGCUGCUGCUGUUGUUCUUGGACUAGAUCUUAAGAUGAACGACAUGCUCACAUGGAUCGACAGCCUCGAAAAAGGUCAUGAAGCCGUUCUUUUUCAGCGAUGAGAUGAGCGUAACCUUUUCGAACUUGAUUCCUCCACUUCGCCUGUAAAAUAACUUGGAUUCCAAUAGGACAUGGUAUCGGAUGCGCUGAAAUUACACAUUCCGAAACACACCGCUCAUUUCCAAUCAGGCAGUACUCUCGGACAUCGCUGGCUCUUUAUACCCUCUCUAGGCCUUGCUGGUCCAGUGUUCAAGCAAAGUUGUGUUUUUCCAAGAUAUUCGGCAAGCAGACUGUGAUUGGGAGGACCCGCUUACAGCAUCUCGUCAUUUCGAGACAGUUUGGUCUCAAGAUAAUUCGUUGGGCUAUCGCAACUAUCACGACUCUCGGAGUUUGGAGUCUUGAGUUUUACGGAUUUUCCGACGCGUCUACAAGAGCUUGUAGUGUGUGUAUUUAUGUCCUCGAUGAGUCGACCUUUGACAACAUUCAUGUUAACCUCCUUUACACCAAAUAUUAUAGGAAUCAAAAUAAAAUCUACUUUGGCGACUGCUUUGAAGUAAGUUAUCACCAUAUAUGUGUUUUUCGUUAUUACGUUGCUUAUUACCCUAUUUUUCACUCGCGGUUGUUAUGAUAAAACGGCCUACUUUUCUCGACUAAAACAAAACUGCCGAAAUAGUAGUUUACGUACAACGUUUUUUGCACCUUCAUAAAUUACCACUUGAGGAUAGUUUUUAACCAAACUUUUUCAUCAAACUGCACACUGAUGUUUAUAGCCACGAUUAAGGAAGUCUGAUCAUAGCAGGUUAUACUGUGCAGUUGUCACAAUUUUUCAAACCUGCGUCCAUAAAGCAUCAAUAAGUUGAUCAAAACUGGAAAAAAAAUGGUUCAUUACAGCACUGAUUUGCGUUGCGUAAUGACCCAUUACAGCACUGUUUUCAGUUUUGGUCGACUUCUUGAUGCUUUCUGGAUGCAGUUUUGAAAAAUGGUGACAACUGCACAGUACAACGUGUUAUGAUCAGAUUUUCUUAGACAUUGGCUACGAACAACUGUGUGCAGUUUGAUUAAAAACUUUUGUUAAAAACCAUCCUCAAGGGUUAUUUAUGAAAUUGCAAAAAAACGUUGUACGCAACUCGGUGCAGAACUCGAUUUUUCCAGCACUCGUCAUAAUUAUCCAACUCGGCAAGCCUCGUUGGAUAAAUGUACAACUCGUGCUGUAAAAAUCGUCAUUCUGCACCUUGUGGCGUAAACUACUAUUUCGGCACUCUUAAGAUUCCCGGUUCAAUAUCGUAUUAACGUGCCUUGCAAUGGAUUGAUCCAUUAAGUUUCGACACGGGGCAUGUUUUAAAUUCAUUAGAGUCGCCCUAGGGAGGUGUUAGGCCAAAACCCUCCCCUAUCUGCAGCCCGCGCCGAGGGCGCCUACGAAGACUGCACUCUUAAGGUCUUUUUGGAAGACACAUCCACCACCGUGAGGGUUCACGGUUUGCCACCUGAUAUGCCCAACGUUGAUGUCGCGAAUUAUAUGAAACAGUUUGGAGUUGUGAAGUCGGUUGUAAGAAAGCUGUGGAAGAAGUAUUUUCCGGGAACGCCCAACGGAGUACGAGUUGUGCGGAUCGAGCUGCAGAAGCAUAUUCCAUCGUAAAUACAUGACCAGAUGAGCAUGGUGAGUUAUCGAAAUCAGCCGACCACUUGCCGAAAUUGCGGUCAACGAUCACACCCAAAUAUAAAAUGUUCCGAAGUAACGAAAGCAACGAAGAAAAACACAACCGCUGGACCAUUGCAGCCGAAAAGCACUGAUGGACCUGCUCAGACGCUUCUACCAACCAGCAACAAUGAAAACAGUGAAGCUGACAACAGUAAAGAAAUAGCAAGAGAGACGAAGAGAAAACGGGAUCGUUCUAUCGAUGCGCAGUCGGCUGGUAUGAAUACCCACAAAUACGCAGCAGAGGAGCCCGAAAGAGAGGAAAUGCAGGGGUAUGAAUGGAUUAUAAGAAGCUUGACCGAAUCAUAGAAAAUUAUAAAAGUUGUUUGAAAAAUGUGAUUCCGUAAUAAUGCGAAAAUAAAAUUAGUUCAGAGAUGAAUGCCCUUGUAGAGUAAAAUCUCUUUAAACUGAAAAAAAAAAAACCCGGAACAGGUGUUUUUCAUAAUUACAAAAAUAAAAUGUAUGCAACUCGUUGCAAAACUAGAUUUUUUCAGCACUCGUCGUAUUUAUCCACACAACUCGUGCUAAAAAAACAUCAUUUCACAAUUUGUUGCAUAAAUAACUAUUUCAUGCAACGCACAAUACAAAAUCGCUUCAAAAUGAAAGAGAAAACAGGGAUCAAUCGGUAUCCUACUUCGCCAGGAACUUUAUGGUUCCCUGAGCCACUUGUUUGUGCAACUGAAACCCAGAUGUCAAUCCAAGGUCAAGAUUUUCUUCUGAACGAAUUCGGAAAUCACGCUCUUGCAAAUCACUGCAAACUUCGCGCAUUGGAAAACGAUUAUCGCCAACCGAUGCUCGGAGAUACAGCUCAUUUCAACGAAUGUUUAGGAAAUUUGUGCUAUUUUCUUAGUGCGGAAAAUAUUGCAGAUAAAAUAUCCACUUUCCCAGUAAAUAGUGUCUGGUAGAACGUAUCAGAUUGACUAACACAAACUAGCUGCUACUUGGUCGUCCAAGAGGCUUUCAACAAAACAACCCAAGCAACACGCAUGUCAUAUAAGAGUUACGGCAGCGCAAGUUUUGGUUGUAUAGAUGCUAAUUUGACGUAAUUCCAACACAAUGCUAGAAUUACAUCCCGCUCCAUACUACCAAAAUCUGCACUAUCGUAACUUUUAUAUGACUGUAGAGUAUGGAGUAAAUGAAUGAGCUUUAAUAAAUACAUAUGUUAAAUAUAUACUUACCGUUGAUUGAUUUAUAGUGAUAAAAUCACCAGUCGACAACUUUUGCACCUCAACUCAAAACAAACCGGAAAAUUGAACAAAUUGAAAUUUUCCGGGUUGCUUUGACAUACGAAAAAGAAAAGAGAAACUGAGAAGUAAACAGAACGAUAAUGACAUUUCUUGCCCCAUGGGAAAAAAUAUGCGUGAGAAAGGGGAAUCGAAUUGUGUUAACUGGGCUGAACCUGGUCGUAUUUGAAAAGGGCCGGUGAAAUGAACGCAGUGAACAAAAAGAGGAAUGGAAUAUAAUUUCCGGUAGUAAAGCAGGAGCGGGUAGAAAGAGAGAAAAUAUACAUUGGCUAAGGGGAAAAAAAGAUAGCUGAACGAGGGUGGUCGAACAGUCUUUCAAGAUCACGUCGAGUCGUCAUUCUUGUGGCUAAUUUCGAGGCGAUCGGUCGGAAUUAUUUUUCAACGUAAAAUAAAUUCUGCAAAAAGCAAAAUGUCGGAAUCGGAGGAGGAUGAUCACAUCGGAUACUACAAUGUCGCAGAUAUCGCUCCCUCAGGGUAAGUAUUCCUGCUGAAGAUAGAUGCAGGAAUCUGGUGCUGUGCAGGAUUCAUUUGCGCGAGGAAAAAUUCAAGAUGGCCACAGAUUCUGUGGAUUUCUACACGUGGUGAUAGUGAGAAACUUCCAAGCAAGCAAAAUAAGAAUUCAAUAGUUUCAGUAGGCUUUUCAAUUCAGAUUGAAAAGUAGGCUGAAAUGAAAUAGAACUAACAGCAACGUUAUAAAAAAAAAAAAAAUACGCUAUGCCAGUAGGCUCACCGACUGAACAUUGGUGAGUAGGCUGCGCAUUUUUUUUUUCAAGAUGGAUAUAGAACUGGUCGAUUUCACACGUGAUGCCAUGCAAAAUUAAAACUAAAUAGUUUCAGUAGGCAUUUUAAUUCAGAUUGAAAUGUAGGCUGAAACGAAAUAGAACUAACAGCAACGUCAAGAUUAAUAAUAGUGCCAGUAGGCUCACCGACUGAACAUUGGUGAGUAGGCUGAGCAUUUCAUUCAGAUGAUCACAGAAUUGGUCGAUUUUACACGUGGUGGUUAGCAAAAUUACAGUUCUUACAAAACUAUUUAGAAAUUACUUGACAAAUGACGAAAGUUUUGAUAUUUUAGGGUUACGUCUAAACCGAAGAGGAAGAAAAAGGUGUCAUCCCACGACAAGGACACGAGUGGUGCAAAACGCAGGAAAUCAUUGAUUGUUCGUCAUCAAAAAGUGCUGAAAACUAAACGCCAAACGUUGCCCACUGGCUUCAUGGAACGGAAGCGGUUUGAGAAGUUGGAAAAAGACCUGGAGGAAGAAAGAGCUCGAAAUUCGUUACUGGUAGACGAAAUGAACAAAAUGCUAGAAGUGGAGGAACCAACUGUAGGAACCAGCACCGUUGUACAUUCACCGAAUACCGGUGGUCAAAGUUCAAUCGAAUUUGAAGGAAUCGUACCAUCAAGCACCCACCGGUCAAAGACUACGACGAGCUUUGAGGAGACAAAAUUUAUGGCGUCUAUCAACCAACUCUCAGUUUCAUCGGUCAACGUGCCGGAGUGUAGGCCGGCAAUCGAAAGCGAAGACAUCAACCGUCAUACCUUCGAACAAUGGCGUGAUCUCCUAGUUGACUCGAUGGCAUUAGCGGGAAUUACGGAUGAGGUUACCAAAUUCACAAUAUUCAAAGUGAAAGCGGGACCUCGGCUACUGGAUAUUUAUCGUAACGCCAAGGCAGAUGAGGACGCACCGGAAGCAGAUUUAUUUCCGUUCACUCAUGCUUUGUACCGACUCAAAGCAUAUUUCGGUUCAGGUUCGGAUAUAAUGCUUCAACGACGUCGACUCGCCUUAAUGGAGCAAAAGAUGGAUGAAUCGGAUUUGGCAUUCGUAACACGCGUUGGGUCUGCCGCCCGACUUUGUGACUAUGGCAAAGGCAAAGAGUUCGAGGAAAUCGUUGGCACAAUUGCUGAACACGCUCAGAGUAAGGAAGUACGCACGAUGGCUCUGAAACUACUAAGCAGAAACGGAACCUUCUCAGACCUGGUGGACAAAGUACGAGAAAUCGAGGCAAUCCGGUUGAAUGAAAAGUUCUUCUCCCAGAAGCACGGCGUGAAAACCGAAGCGAUCGUUGCUCCGGUCUCAGCUGAUUUCCCGAGACGUCCAGGUGGUACUCAGAGGUAUCCAGGAAGGGCGAUCAGUCAACGAGGUUAUCGCGGAAAUCCAGUGGCAUCCAGAUAUCCGACAUACCAAGGCUUUUCACGACCGGAAGUGAGAUCAGGUUUCAACCAACAACGAAAUUUCUUCACGCCACAAAGAAACAGGUGUUGGAGAUGCACCAGCGUUUACCAUACCCCCGCGAAGUGUCAUGCUAUAAACAAAGAUUGCCGAAACUGCGGACGUAUCGGCCACAUUCAGGUGGCAUGUCCUUUGGUUUCAACCGAUAUCCCGAAGCCGUCAGCACCGGUCCAGGAACCAGAUGAAGGAUCUUCUCGAAAGACGAUUGCGGCCAUCGAGAAACGUGAAGAUGAGAAGACAGAAGUAAGUGACUCUGAUCAUUUUUCCGCUAGUUGCCAAGAGUGAAUAUUUUGACUGUUUUGAUUUUAAAUCACUAGUUACGACUGAAGCGUUUUUUGCUUCGUUUUUCAUUCUGUCAUUGCACUUUCUGAAUUACAUAGCUGGUAGUUGAACAUUAAAAACCAGCAUAAGGUUGUGUGUUGCCAUGAUGCAUGGAAUAUAGAUAUCCAUUCAGGCAACUGCUUCCCUUUAUAAUAAGCUUUUUCAUUAGCGUUAAGGUACUCCUAGUUGAAUUAGAGGAGUUUUCAGUGUUCACACAGCAGUUAAGCAAUCUGCCAAUAAAUAAUAACGACUACUCAAUCUUAUUACCUUGACAGACGACACAUCUUACUCCCAUUACUUCCACGGUUGCUACGAUUACAUCUGCAUUCGACGAGGGGUUUAUUGAGGCCACAGUAGCGGGGAUGCCUUGUCGCUUUCUAAUCGACUCAGGAGCGCAAGUGAACACUUUUACAGAGGAAAUGUUCAAAGCUUUGAUGUCGAACGAGGCUUACAGCAGAGAAGUCUUUAACGUCAAACAAGAGUCAGACCGUUCGCUCAAAGGAUACGCAUCAAACGAUACGAUUCGGGUGGCGGCCACUUUCGAAGCUCAUCUAUUCAUAUCCGAUGAUCGGCCGACACUUCUGGAAAAAUUCUACGUGGUACAGGAAUGUCAAGCACUUCUGGGCAGAUUCACAGCUGCGAGGUACAGUGUCCUAAUGUUAGGCAUAAAGGUUCCGCUGAACACUGCAUCGUUUUCCGAAUCGCCAUGGUUACAUGGAGAGAUCGCUGUCAUCGACUUGAAUGAGAAGUUCCCAAAAUUCAAUAUUCCACCUGUCCGUAUCGAGUAUAAUAGGUCGGAGCCACCCUGUCGUAAUGUUUUUAUGAACAUUCCUCAGGCCGUUAAGCCACUUGUUGAAGAACGACUGCAAAAAUUGGAAAUGUCAGACAUAAUUGAACGUGUGACCGACGAAAUGGAUUCGUCCUUCUGUUCCUCGAUGCUAAUUGUACCGAAGGGGAAGAACGAUAUCAGAUUGGUGAUAGACCUCAGAGGACCGAACCGAUACGUCUACAGGACUCCUUUUGCAAUGCCAACAUUGGAAGGAAUUCUGGCGGAACUCCAUGGUGCAAAGUGGUUCUCAACAAUUGAUUUGAGUAACGCGUUUUUCCACAUCGAGUUGGAUCGAGAAUCGCGUCACCUGACAAAUUUUUGUACCGAAUUCGGAAUGUUCAGGUUUGUUCGGCUUCCAUUUGGACUAUGCAACGCGCCGGACAUAUUCCAGGAAACAAUGCAGCGGAAAAUCCUGGGUGGUUGCAAAGGCGUGAAGAAUUUUCAAGACGACGUACUGGUUUUUGGAAGCACGAAGGAGGAACAUGACGAGAAUUUGGCAGCAGUAUUGGACAGGCUUCGUAAUCACAACGUUAAGCUGAACGAAUCGAAAUGCGUAUUUGGGAGCCAGAUAGUAACGUUUCUAGGAUUCACUUUAACUCCAGAUGGCUGGAAAAUAGAGGAAGGAAAAUUGAGUGCAAUUGGAAACUGCAGGCAACCAGAAACUUGUUCUGAGGUCAAAAGUUUUCUGGGUCUCAUUACAUUCGUGGACCGCUUCAUUCCAAAUCGAGCUGAUUUGACACAGCACCUCAGAGCUUUGGCAAACGGAGAUAAGUUUUACUGGACUGACAAAGAGGAGCACGAAUUUCAAUUCUUGAAAAGUGGAGCGCUCAAAGCCAUCAAGACUCUUGGAUAUUACAGCCAGACGGAUCCAAUUGAGCUCUACGUUGACGCAUCUCCAGUCGGACUAGGAGCGGUCUUGAUACAAUAUGACAAGGACCAGUCAGCACGCGUCAUAUCGUGUGCUUCAAAGUCUCUGACUUCAACCGAGAAGAGGUAUCCUCAAUCCCACAAAGAAGCGCUAGCUGUAGUCUGGGGAAUAGAGCGCUUCUCAACGUAUCUUCUCAGUAGAUCCUUUGUUGUCAGAACGGAUGCAGAAGCAAAUCAAUUUAUUUUCAACGGUACGCAUCGCUUAGGCAAACGAGCAUUGUCAAGAGCCGAUGCUUGGGCACUCCGUCUACAGUCGUUUGACUUCACCAUUGCAAGGAUACCAGGGAAUAUGAAUGUAGCGGACGCUUUAUCAAGACUCACCGAUCAGGCACAGGAUCCUAUUCCGGUCGAAGAAGACGACGAGAGCAACUUUUUGUAUGCACUGGACGUAGGGCACAUGAAUAUCACCUGGGGAGAAAUUGAACGACGAACGGAAGAAGAUUUGGAGCUACGGGAGGUGCGAACUGCUUUGCUUAGUAAUGUUUGGCCACGUGAUCUGCAAAAGUACGAAGCCCAGCGAAAGAGUCUCCGCUUCCUAGGAUAUCUCUUGUUUAAAGAUGACCGUGCAGUUUUGCCUGAGGUUCUUCGAAAUACGGCACUACAGUCAGCACAUGGUGGACACGUGGGAGUAGUUGCAAUGAAGAAAAUUUUGAGACAAUUCUUCUGGUGGCCAGGUAUGUCCACCGCGGCCGAAAAGUUUGUCAAGGACUGCGAGGUAUGCGUGCAGCUGUCUAGGAAAAAUCCUCCUAUUCCUCUGUCUAGCAGGGUUCUUCCUGAGGGCCCCUGGGAGAUACUUCAGAUAGAUUUUUUGAAAGUACCAGGAUUCGGCACAGGAGAGUUUUUAGUGGUCAUCGACACGUACUCAAGGUACUUGAAUGUCGUCGAAAUGAAGCAAACGGAUGCCGACAGAACGAAUACGGCCCUAAGCAGGAUCUUUUUGCAGUGGGGUCUACCAUUGAUCAUUCAAAGCGACAAUGGACCCCCAUUCCAAAGCGCAAAUUUCACGAAAUAUUGGGAGGAUAAAGGUGUCAAAAUACGUAAGGCAAUUCCGUUGUGCCCUCAAACCAAUGGUGCCGUAGAGAGGCAGAAUCCGGGCAUCACAAAAGCGUUGACUGCUUCGAAGCUGGAGGGCUCAAACUGGCGCCAUGCCCUGGAGAGGUACGUUCACAAUCGAAACACGUUAAUUCCACAUUCCAGAUUGGGUAUAACUCCUUUCGAGUUGAUGGUCGGGUGGAGAUACAGGGGAACUUUUACUAGCUUGUGGAACCCAUCCGAAACGGGGCUUGAUCGGCUUGAUGUUCGUGAACGUGAUGAUGAUUCCAAGUUGAGAAGUAAGAAGGAUGCUGACGAGUCUCGUAAAGCUAGGGAAUCCGAUAUAAAGGUGGGAGACACGGUACUCCUAGCGCAACACAAGCAUAGUAAAACGGAUGCGAACUUCACGAAUGAGCGAUUCCAGAUCAUUGCGAGGGACGGAGCAAAAGUUGUGCUGAUGAGUGCAAACGGGAUCCAAUACUCUCGCAGCGUGAACGACGUCAAAAAAGCACCGAUGCUGUUCUCGUCACCGAAAUGCAGGAGCUCAGCAUCAACCGAAGACGUUGGAACACAGGAUGGUGAAGGAAUGCUGGAACUUCCAGAAACAGGUGUUUUCGAUAAAGCCUCAAAUGAUGGUGACGUCGGCUCUCGGGAAAAUUUUCAUUCGGGAGGCAGAGCUUUGCGACGGCGUAAUGAAAUACAGCGACCGACGCGGUUUGAUGACAAUUUCAUCUAUACAAUCUUCUGUUGAAACGGUUGAAACGAGUACAUGGAAACUUCGUUGUCUGUAUCAAGAUUUUUGAUUUCUGAAAGAGUAGAGAAGAAGAAUGAUGUAGAGUAUGGAGUAAAUGAAUGAGCUUUAAUAAAUACAUAUGUUAAAUAUAUACUUACCGUUGAUUGAUUUAUAGUGAUAAAAUCACCAGUCGACAACUUUUGCACCUCAACUCAAAACAAACCGGAAAAUUGAACAAAUUGAAAUUUUCCGGGUUGCUUUGACAUACGAAAAAGAAAAGAGAAACUGAGAAGUAAACAGAACGAUAAUGACAUUUCUUGCCCCAUGGGAAAAAAUAUGCGUGAGAAAGGGGAAUCGAAUUGUGUUAACUGGGCUGAACCUGGUCGUAUUUGAAAAGGGCCGGUGAAAUGAACGCAGUGAACAAAAAGAGGAAUGGAAUAUAAUUUCCGGUAGUAAAGCAGGAGCGGGUAGAAAGAGAGAAAAUAUACAUUGGCUAAGGGGAAAAAAAGAUAGCUGAACGAGGGUGGUCGAACAGUCUUUCAAGAUCACGUCGAGUCGUCAUUCUUGUGGCUAAUUUCGAGGCGAUCGGUCGGAAUUAUUUUUCAACGUAAAAUAAAUUCUGCAAAAAGCAAAAUGUCGGAAUCGGAGGAGGAUGAUCACAUCGGAUACUACAAUGACAUGUGUGUUCCUUAGGAAAACUUUCACCCCAAGAAACUGGACGAAAGAACAAUGUCCGUUUCGAUUCAAAUAAAGACCCUGAACUAAUUGUUCGCAUUGUAUUUUUCAAACUACAAGUUUGUUCUAAUCGUUGCGCUGUUUCGUAGAUAAGCCCCUAACGUGAUAGCCACAAAAACAAACAUGUCAUCGCAAUGGAUUCUACACGUCUACGGAGAUGUACGAAGUUACCGUUAACAUGGUGAAACUUGCGCAAACUACGCUACCCGCACUUACAAACAGUCUCAUCUGUUGAAAUUAGGCUAAUGUAUAGCUCGUACUGAAUGGUUGGCUAUCUGUCUGCACCGGCCGAUAGUCAGGAUCUAGGAAACCGAACAGCUACCGGAGGAGUGGAAGGAAGGGAUAAUCUGUCCAAUUCGGAAGAAAGUCAACAAUUUGAAAUGUAAGAAUUUCAGAUCGAUCACUAUUUUAAAUGCUGCCUACAAAGUGCUAUCCCAGAUCAUCUUCCGUCGUCUAAAACGAAUGAGUUCGGGGGAAGUUAUCAAGCCGGCUUCAUCGACGGCCGGUCAACAACGGACCAGAUCUUCACCGUACGGCAAAUCCUCCAGAAAUACCGUGAAUACCAGGUCCCAACGCAUCACCUGUUCAUCGACUUCAAAACGGCAUACGACAGUAUCGACCGCACAGAGCUAUGGAGAAUCAUGAACGAAAACAUCUUUCCUGGGAAGCUGACUGUACUAAUAAAAUCAACGAUGGACGGUGUGCAAAGGAUUUUGGGGGAACUACCCAGUUCAUUCGAAUCUGGUGCUUUGGGGACGACAUGGACAUUAUCACCAAAACAUUUGGAACGGUUGCUGAGCUGUACACCCGCCUGAAACGCGAAGCAGCAAAGGUCGCACUAGUGAUGAAUGCCUCAAAAACAAAGAACAUGCUGGUAGGUGGAACCGAACACGACCGGAUCCGUCUGGGUAGUAAUGUUACGAUAGACAGGGAUACCUUCGAGGUGGUGGAGGAAUUCGUCUACCUCGGAUCCUUACUGACGGCUGACAACAACGAUAGUCGUGAAAUUCGAAGGCGCAUCAUCAACGGAAGUCGGGCCUAAUACGGUCUCCAGAAGAAGCUGCGGUCUAAAAAGAUUCACCCACGCAUCAAAUGCACCAUGGACGCUAAUAAGACCGGUGUCCUCCACGGAUACGAGACAUGGACCAUGCUCGAAGAGGAUCUUCAAGCACUCGGAGUUUUCGAGGGACGAGUGCUUAGGACGAUCUUCAGCGGUGUGCAGGAGAAUGGUGUCUGGUGGAGAAGGAUGAAACACGAGCUCUCUGCACUCUACGGUGAACCCAACAUCCUGAAAGUGGCUAAAGCUGGACGGAUACGGUGGGCAGGGCAUGUUGUAAGAAUGCCGGACAACAACCCUCCAAAGUUGGUGUUUGCUAACCAUCCGGUUGGUACAAAAAGGCGUGGGGCGCAGAGAGCACGAUGGGCGGACCAGGUGGAGCGUGAUCUGGCGAGCGUUGGGCGUGACCGACGUUGGAGAGCUGCAAUUCGAGUAUUAUGGCUGCAAAUUGUUGACUCAGUGUUAUCAUGAAUUUGAUGUUGAACUAAAUAAAUGAUGAACAACUCUAUUAUAACAAAACUAAAAUCUACCACUAAUGACACUUGAGAUGCAUGUAAUGAUAUGUCAUUGUAUGUAUGUAAAUGUUUGUUAUAGUUAUGACCAUCCAGUUGUGAAAAGACGGUUGGAAGAAUGUAAGACUUUUAAUUGGUGACUUGGAAUGAAUAUAUUUUAGAGCCCGAAGGCUAGUAGAAUCGACCGAAACGUCCGGACAAUCUGGUAACAUAAAGUUUAUCAUUUCUCGCCGAAAACCAAUCGAUAAAAAUUUGGCAUAAAAAAUAGGUUUAUAAAACUUUCAAAUUUCUUGAAACCCUAAAUUCAAGUGUUUGCUUUUUAACACCUUCUUGUUUGUUGAAAGUUUGUUAAAAUGUAAUGAUUCAUUUGACUAUUUGCCUUUCUUGUGUCAUUAAAUGAAAUUACAUUUUUGCUAAUUAAAACAUUUUAUUGAAGCCAUCACACUGUCCCUUCCAUUAUCUGAAAACCUUGCUACACUCGUGGUGAAAUACUGAUGCUGGUUACCAUCUCGACGCUAGGGACAGUGAGACACUUUGAAAAUCACAUUGCUCCAUAAAUCAGAAGUGACCCCAUUAGCAAAACCCUUGUGCAGUACUUCCUCAGCUGAUCUGUGUGGGUGGAUAUGGAAAAAAUCUGGCAACCCUAUCGUUUAGCGAAUCUUAAUGCACCCAUCUUUUGAACCCGUCGGGUCAGGGCUACUGCUGUGCUAUAUUCGUUUCUAGUAUGAUCAAUUUUGGCUAUUUGCUUUAAUUGAAUGCAAACGAUAGGCCUAUUCGUCAACCAACUAGCUCCAAUCUACUUCGGAAAUCCCCCAUUUAGCGCGUCAACAAUCAUCGUCAUUAUUUAUAAU
Molecule: messenger RNA, 13151 nt
Organism: Aedes albopictus (Asian tiger mosquito)
Lineage: Eukaryota; Metazoa; Arthropoda; Insecta; Diptera; Culicidae
Exons: 2
Coding region: 6838-10014 (1058 amino acids)
Biological process (GO): proteolysis; DNA integration
Molecular function (GO): zinc ion binding; aspartic-type endopeptidase activity; nucleic acid binding
Source: RefSeq, a predicted model, not a curated record